Hibiscus syriacus is the source of this 1530-nucleotide messenger RNA. RefSeq names its product choline/ethanolaminephosphotransferase 1-like. Bases 119 to 1288 code for a protein of 389 amino acids. The transcript is spliced from 20 exons. Gene Ontology annotation, molecular function: phosphotransferase activity, for other substituted phosphate groups. Lineage: Eukaryota; Viridiplantae; Streptophyta; Magnoliopsida; Malvales; Malvaceae. Gene Ontology annotation, biological process: phospholipid biosynthetic process. Gene Ontology annotation, cellular component: membrane. The record is from RefSeq and is a predicted model, not a curated record.
UAUUCCUUACGUGAUCUUAUUCGAUUUACGUGAUCUUAUUCUAUUCCUUUGCAAAUCUAAUUCCCAAGCUCUGAUCUUUGCUCCAAUCAGCUUUAGCAGUUUCUUGUGAUUAGGAAGAAUGGGAUAUAUAGGGGCACAUGGUGUAGCAGCUUUGAAAAGAUACAAAUACAGUGGUGUGGAUCACUCUUACCUUGCUAAAUACGUUUUGCAACCCUUUUGGAGCCGCUUUGUCAACUUAUUCCCUCUUUGGAUGCCACCGAAUAUGAUAACACUCAUGGGAUUUAUGUUCUUGGUUACAUCAGCAGUGCUUGGCUAUGUUUAUUCCCCUCAGUUGGAUUCACCACCACCAAGAUGGGUUCAUUUUGCACAUGGGUUAUUUCUAUUUCUAUAUCAGACUUUUGACUCUGUCGAUGGGAAGCAAGCCAGAAGAACAAACUCCUCUAGUCCACUUGGAGAACUUUUUGACCAUGGGUGUGAUGCGCUUGCAUGUGCGUUUGAAACCAUGGCUUUUGGGAGCACUGCCAUGUGUGGAGGGGACAGUUUCUGGUUCUGGGUAAUUUCAGCUGUUCCGUUUUAUGGAGCUACAUGGGAACACUAUUUCACCAAUACGCUGGUCCUUCUCGUAGUUAAUGGGCCAACCGAGGGCCUUGCUCUGAUAUAUGUAAUGCACUUUUUGACAGGAUUUUUGGGUGCCCAGUGGUGGGCUCAGCAAUUUGGACAAUCCAUACCCAUCUUCAGUUGGGUACCUUUACUUAAUAAAAUUCCAACAUACAGAGCUGUGCUGUAUUUUAUGAUAGCAUUUGCUGUUAUACCUACUGUUUGUUGCAAUAUACAGAACGUCCAUAAGGUCGUUCAGGCACGAAAAGGAAGCAUGUUGUUGGCAUUAGCAAUGCUUUAUCCAUUUGUCAUACUCAUGGGAGGAGUGCUUGUUUGGGAUUAUCUAUCACCCUCAGAUAUUAUGGGAAACUACCCACACUUAGUUAUACUAGGAACUGGACUUGCAUUUGGGUUCCUUGUGGGACGGAUGAUUUUGGCUCACUUGUGUGAUGAACCCAAGGGACUAAAGACGAACAUGUGCAUGUCACUCUUGUACCUUCCAUUGGCCAUUGCAAAUGCUCUUACAGCUAGGCUGAAUGAUGGUGUUCCUUUAGUUGAUGAUUUCUGGGUUCUUCUCGGUUAUUGCGUAUUCACAGGAUCGCUCUACUUGCACUUUGCCACAUCGGUUAUUCAUGAAAUUACGACAGCUUUGGGAAUUUAUUGCUUCAGGAUAACUAGAAAAGAGGCUUGAAUAUCGACGAUUGUGAUCCAGAGGUUUCCUCGAUGCGGAACCAGUUUACAACUUGUGUUCUGGUGGAGCGCAGAAGCCGAAGUGAUUCAGUAUUUUGUAUUGAUGAGUGUUGCAGCUCAUCAACAUUGUUAUAUAAAUGUUUUGUUAAAAACAGGAAAGGGAAGUUUAUGUAUGUGAGCAUUUUCAUCCAUGACUUGAGAUUUAUGAAUGGUUCCUUUUAGUAGAAUCAACGUUUUUGAAGC